AUGUCUUUAAAAUGUUGGAAAAAAUAUUUACUCGACUCGAUCCUCUAUAAAGCACCCUCCGUAAGUGAAAAUCCAAAAGAAUACAUAUCUUCCAUUGAUAGUAGUGGUUAUCCAAAAGUAGAUUAUAUAAUGAACAAGUAUAGAGCUUCAACCAUAGAAUAUGUUCUUGAAAAUCCUCCACCAAAAUUAGCUGUUAAUGAUAAAGAAAUUAAAAAAAACUAUAAUGACACUAUAAAUAAUAAUAAUUAUAAACCUAAAGAAACCCAUAUUCAUAAUAGUCCACCUAUAAACAAUAAUACUAUUCCAACCAAACCAAGAUCAAAAUCAUGCCCUCCUCUUAAAGAUUUACCAUGUAAUAAUUGUAAAAAAAUGGUCCCUAUCGAUGAUUUAGAACCAUGCGAAAGAUGUGGCAAUGGUUGCUACUGCUCCGAGGAAUGUCAAUACGCAAAUUGGCCAAUUCACAAAAAAAAAUGUAGAAAUCUUGGUUUAGUUAUUAAAAUGAAAAGAAACUAUUCAUUUUAA
Molecule: messenger RNA, 522 nt
Organism: Dictyostelium purpureum
Lineage: Eukaryota; Evosea; Eumycetozoa; Dictyosteliales; Dictyosteliaceae
Exons: 3
Coding region: 1-522 (173 amino acids)
Source: RefSeq, a predicted model, not a curated record